GUUUUGCUUUGUUUCUUUCUAUAAUGUCCGGAGAAAGCGCCAGACGGAAGAUUUUGCCCGCCCAAAUCAAACUCUCACCCCCCAAAAACCCUAGAUUUCAAAAUUGAACCUGCCAUUCAAAAACCACUCUUUCUCUCUCUCUCUCUCUCUGACAGUUCGGGCUCUGAUCUGUUCAUUGAACACCCAGAAUCGAUACUGCUUAGCGACAAUCCUCGAAGAUCUGAUCUCUAAGAAUGGCCGACUCCGAAUCAACCCCAUCUCUCCAUGUUUCUGCUCCCCUCUCAUCCAGGAAGGAGAACGUUGCUCCCAUGAGCUCGAAAAUCACGGAGUUGAAUGAGUCGAGGUCGGAGCUUCUUACUCGAAUCCAAAGCCUGAAGCAGGAUUUGCAAAGUUGGAGGUCGAAGUUGGAUACCCAAGUCAAGAUCUACAAAGAUGAACUUUCAGAACUUAAGAAAUCACUUAACGUUGAGGUGGAACAACUCAGAUCGGAAUUUCAGGAACUCAGGACUACUCUUCAGCAGCAACAGGAGGAUGUCACCGCUAGUUUAAGGAAUCUUGGGUUGCAGGAUGUUUCAGAAGAUACCAAGGACAGUGUGAUCCAAAGUCCAAUUGUCAAAGAAAGAGAGGAUGGUGCGGAUGCUGGGCAUGUUCCAACAGUAGUCAUAAAAAAGGAAGAUCCCGAAUACUGAAUAGUCUUCAUGUUGAGGUCCAUCUCUUGGGAAGAAGAGAAUAUUACUUUCUUUGUAUGACAAAUAAAUCAGUCACGUCCACUGUUAUGUCCGAAAUUUGUUGCAGUGUACAAUCAACUUAUGGCGUAACGCCGCAUUUGAAUCAAUUAAAGUAAGAGUCGCUCUCUUAAUUCAUAAAACGAAUGUCUCUUGUGAAUUUUCCUAUACAAUUGAUUUUGUAAGAUUCUCUUUUCAA
This is a messenger RNA of Rhodamnia argentea, 924 nucleotides long. Its product is annotated as CAP-Gly domain-containing linker protein 1. The transcript has 7 exons. Lineage: Eukaryota; Viridiplantae; Streptophyta; Magnoliopsida; Myrtales; Myrtaceae. Gene Ontology annotation, molecular function: nucleotide binding. The coding region runs from base 234 to 689 and encodes 151 amino acids. The record is from RefSeq and is a predicted model, not a curated record.